Messenger RNA from Paramecium octaurelia, 1669 nucleotides. The record is from the annotation of a GenBank genome assembly. Lineage: Eukaryota; Ciliophora; Oligohymenophorea; Peniculida; Parameciidae.
AUGAGCAUUGACUAUUCAUAUUUAGCUCCUCCUUUGGGGGCUCAUUCAGUUUAACACACAGGUACUCAGAACCAUUAUACAAUACUUAGAUUAUUAUAUUAAACAUCACGAAAGAGAAAAAGGAGCUCGUAAAAUUUACGAUUGUGUUCCUUACGAUUCCUUUGAACAAGAAAAGAUUAAAGAACUCAAAAUAGAAAUCUAAAAAUUAAAUAUAUAGCUUCCAUCAGAGUAAGCAUAUUGUUUUAUAAAUCAGUUGGAAAGAGAGUGAUUAUUUAAAAAUUGGCUACUCAGGUCGUUUCAAAAUGAAAGAAGUUAUUAAAGUAAAUAAUGAAACCAUUAUUCCUCUAGAAAUUGUAAUUGCAUAUAUCUUGGAGAGCCAAUCCAAUAUAUCAUUAAAUUAAUCCAGCAACUGAAAAAUUUCUCAAGGAUGGCAUCUGUUACAUCUUUGGAAGAGAUAAACAAUAUCGUCCCAUUGUUAUUUUGAAUGCUCAUCUGAUUGAUUUAAAGAAAGUAUCAUUCCAACUAUAUUUAUAUAGUAUGAUAAAGAAACGAUAAUUUAGGCAUUGUCAUUUUAGAUGGGAAUAAUUAAAAAACAUAUGUUCAUUCCUGGCAAAGUUGAAAAUUGGAUAUUCUUAUUAGAAAGUAAUGGCUUGGGAGUUUUUGGUUUGCCAACAAAAGCAUUAUAAGUGGUAAUAGAUACAAUGAGCACAAACUUUGGUGGUUGUUUGGAAAAGAUGUUCAUUUUAAAUCCAUCUUCAGGUUUGAGCUUUUUGUGGAAAACAAUAUCAAGUUUUUUGGAUCCUGAAACUGCAGAAAAAAUUAAUUUUUUAUAAAAGAAAGAGUUUAUGAAAUUACAGUAAAUUAUUGAUCCAAAUCAAUUAGAAUAAAAAUAUGGUGGAACUUAACCCAACCAAACUACAUACUGGUAUCUAUAUCUCAUUUAAAUAGGCCCCCUUAUAAUUUAGAUUUAAUUGAUGGAAGAACUGUUCCAAAGUAAAAAUAGCAAAUUGAUCAGUUUAUUCCUAUUAGAAAUGAGGAAAAAUAGAUUCAUCAAAAUGAGGAUCCUUAUGAUAAUGUCGAAAAUAAUGUCAAUGACUUUUUUGAAACCCAAAAAUAAUUGUAUAACUUUGAACAAAAGAAAUCAGCUGAAUUUGGAUAAACCAUUUAACAGAACCAUUAGGAAGAGGAUUAACCUUAAAAAUAGGAAUUGAAUGAUUAAGAUCAAUAGAAAGAAAAUGAUUAAAAUCAUUAAUCUCUAGUUUAGGAGGACCAAUAGCAGUAGUAAAUUGAAUAAAAUCAAAAUGACUAAAAUCUCUAAUAAAAUCAACAUCAACAUGUUAUUGAGGAGAGUAAGGAGAUGGAAGAUUAAGCUUAAAAGAUUUAAUAAAAUGAACGCCUUAUUUCUAAACAGGAACCUGAAUAAGAAGUUUAGAAACCACCUGAAUAGCAAGAUAAUUAAUAAAAACAAUAAUAAAAUUAAGAAUAAACUCAAAAAGUUGAAUCUGAUGUUAAUAAUAAUAAAAAUUAACAUGAAGAAGAACUUUAAAUUGUAAGUAAUGCAUCUGCUACAAAAAUAUAACCAGAAGAAGUUUAAGGAUAAAAUGUUGAAAUAACUUAAGUUGAUCCUGUUACCAAUACCCCAUGUUGCAAAAGUUGUGAGAUUUUCUGA